This is a messenger RNA of Paralichthys olivaceus (Japanese flounder), 1020 nucleotides long. RefSeq names its product ADP-ribosylation factor 6. Gene Ontology annotation, biological process: vesicle-mediated transport; intracellular protein transport. Lineage: Eukaryota; Metazoa; Chordata; Actinopteri; Pleuronectiformes; Paralichthyidae. The record is from RefSeq and is a predicted model, not a curated record. Gene Ontology annotation, cellular component: cytoplasm; plasma membrane. Gene Ontology annotation, molecular function: GTP binding; GTPase activity.
UACAUUAUUAUGGGUAUUUGUGGAUCCAUGCUUCGAAAGCAGGCACAGGUCCUGAUGCUGGGCCUGGACGGCUCAGGGAAGACCACCCUCCUCUACAAACUGAUGUACAACGAGAGCGUGGUGACCGUACCGACCGUGGGCUUCAACGUGGAGUCGCUGGAGACAGACAGGAGCAGCCCGAGUCUGACAGUGUGGGACGUGGGGGGUCAGAGGAAGAUGAGGCCUCACUGGAGGCAUCACUACACUGACACAGCCGGACUGGUGUUCGUGGUGGACAGCUGGGAUCAGACACGGCUGGACGAGGCCCGCAAAGAACUCCACCGGGUCCUGAGAUAUGAGAGUCUCCGAGGCGUUCCUCUCGUUGUCCUCGCCAACAAACAAGACCUUCCAGCAGCUCUGAGCCCAGAGGCACUUUGUCUGAAACUGGACCUGAGCAGAGUGUGUGAUGGCAGAGCCUGGUUCAUCCAGCCCUGCUCCGCUGUCACUGGGAUGGGACUAGAGGAGGGCUUCCGGAGGAUAGUGUAUCUGAUGAAGACCCCACUGAAACAGACUCAAGAGGACAUUAAGGUUAAGAUGAGGUCAAAGGGCUUCAGUGCCACAGCCGUGAAACAAGUCUUGCUCUGCAGCAGGUGAUGGAUGAAAAUCUGUCUUGACUCGUCUGAGAUGAUUUGCUGUUCGCCUCUGUCAGGCAUCAGCAAAGAGCCGCUCUGUAAGAUCAAAUGAGAGGAGGCGAUGAUAAGAUGAUACGAUAUGAACACAGUGAUUAGUGUUAAUAUCUGUGAAAGGUGAAAAUAACCCUCACAAGCCUCACAUGAAAUAAUGAAUCUGUCAGGAUAGACACAGGUUGUGCCAAAAUCAUGAGAUUCUCAGUUUUACAAGACAAUAAAAGUGGAAAAACAGUAAAACAAUGCCCAGACGUUUCUUUGUCUGUAGGUUGUGAGGGUUAACAGGACCAUGGAGGGGAGAAUGUCUCUUUGCACGAAGAUAAUAAACUACAAGGAUUUUGUUAUCAAUCUUGGA